ACCAUUGAGAAUUUUUCUCUAAUUAAUUUUGUUGGGUAAUUUUCCUCUCGAUAGGUAGAGGCGUUUGGGGUCGUUCUUGAACAAAACCCUCGAUAAUAACUUCACAAAUUCUCAUAUACCUACUUUGAUCGCCGCCGUUGACGGUUAUCUUGAUCGGAACAAUGGUGUACAUUGUUUCAUGGGACGAUUUUGUCGAACGAUCCGUUCAGUUGUUCCGCAAUAGCCCUCAAAACACUCGUUAUGUGAUGAAAUACAGACAUUCUGAUGGUAAAUUGGUCCUCAAGGUCACUGAUGACAAAGAGUGUCUGAAGUUUAAAACCGAUCAGGCACAAGAUGCUAAAAAGAUGGAGAAGCUCAACAACAUAUUCUUCACCCUCAUGGCUCGCGGUCCUGAAACUGAUAUAACGGAGGUCACCGGAAAAGAACAAAUAGCGCAGCCUCCCAAAAGAGGCAGGGGAAGGAAGCAAUAAUUUUCAAGCCAUUUCAUUGUUGGUUUUCUGGACUUAUCACAAAGCCCCAUUUUGUUAAAUUUACAAGUAUUAACCUUUUUUUGUUAAGUUGUAUGAAUCCAGUAGAUCUUUUGGGGUGAACUCUUUUGCAAUAUUUUAUAUUUCUACUUUUGCUUUGCAUUGCAGAAUCUCAGAAUCUUAUUCUA
Molecule: messenger RNA, 655 nt
Organism: Helianthus annuus (common sunflower)
Lineage: Eukaryota; Viridiplantae; Streptophyta; Magnoliopsida; Asterales; Asteraceae
Product: signal recognition particle 9 kDa protein
Exons: 4
Coding region: 162-470 (102 amino acids)
Biological process (GO): SRP-dependent cotranslational protein targeting to membrane
Cellular component (GO): signal recognition particle, endoplasmic reticulum targeting
Molecular function (GO): 7S RNA binding
Source: RefSeq, a predicted model, not a curated record